This is a messenger RNA of Sphaeramia orbicularis (orbiculate cardinalfish), 6234 nucleotides long. RefSeq names its product zinc finger, NFX1-type containing 1 (gene znfx1). The record is from RefSeq and is a predicted model, not a curated record. Gene Ontology annotation, cellular component: nucleus; nuclear RNA-directed RNA polymerase complex. Lineage: Eukaryota; Metazoa; Chordata; Actinopteri; Kurtiformes; Apogonidae. Gene Ontology annotation, molecular function: helicase activity; zinc ion binding. Gene Ontology annotation, biological process: regulatory ncRNA-mediated heterochromatin formation.
GAACAGUCACUGUUCACUGUCAGCUUCACGGAAACAGACUACUGCAGAUUUAACAGAUCCGGGGUAUCAACAAAACGUUUUAUUUUCUGCGUAAAGAUUCUCUAGGGCUUCUUUUCAGUCUGAUGUAAUCAGACUAUGGAAAGGCUGACCCAAAGAGCACGGAGUGGAGGAGCCUAUAAUGAUACUGGCCAAAAUGAGAAAGUCCCUGAAUGCGAAUGGAGAUUACGGCGUAAGGUUGUAGAAAAAGGGGAAAGGAGAGGAGCAUACAGUGUUGACAGGAAAGGAGGUGGACGAGGUGAGACAAAAUACUAUGAGAGAGACAAAAAAGAGGGGAGUGGCGCCAGAUCAAAAUCAGUUGGCAAAGCUAGGGCACCGAGGCAUAGUGGAAUGAGCUAUAAAUCACUAGAGGAACUCUCUAAAAAAGACCCAUCAGUCAUAGCCAUCACUCUGUCCUCUAACCCUGCCCUGCAAACUCUCCUGGAUGAGACCACGAUGAGAAAGGACCUUGUUGAACUUCUCUGCCUGGUGCUGAGCAUGGCCUUCAAAUCUCGAGCAGACCGCAGCACCCUGCAGCACCUGGGCAACAUCAUUAAAGAUUCAGGGUUCCUUCGUUACGUCUUACCCCAUUACCUUGCAGGCAUGGGGUCAGAGGUCAGUCCUGUUCGCAUGACACAAUAUCCACGGCAACUGGAGAACAUCCUCACAGUCCUCUCAAAGGUGCUCAGCAUCUUCCCUGCUAGUUCGGUCAUGGCAGUGAGUUUGCUGUUGACGCAGUUCCAAGCCACCAUCAACACCCUGAGAGCAUUAGGAGUGGACAUCCAGCCUGAGGUGGAGGAGAAUAUGGAGAAUCUUCAAGUCCUUGUCAAACACCUCCAAGAGAGAUCCAGAGAGGGCACCCUCCGCUCUGACAAGGACACAUAUUCACUUCUACCUGCAGGUGGAAGUAAACCAGAUGAAGAAGAUCAGCAAAACUUCAGGACCAUACCCAUCUACCCAACUCCAGAGGAGCUUCAUCAGACAGACAGGCCCUUCCUUAGACCCAACCUCACCUCUCAGCGCUACACAAACACCCACCUCUACCUUGACACACACUUCCGGCUGCUGAGAGAGGACUUUGUGAAGCCACUCCGGGAGGGAAUCCAAGAACUGGUUUUUAACCAAAUGAACAUCGGAACAACUGAUAGCCCUUCAAGAUCAAAACGCUUUGACGAUGUCAGAAUAUAUCAUGACACACAGCUGAUGGUGCCCCAAUGCACAAACGCUGGCAUUGCCUAUGUAGUCCAAUUUGAUGUUCAGCCACUCAAGUUUGUGCGUUGGGAGAACUCCAAGAGGCUGAUCUUUGGAUCCCUGGUCUGUUUGACUUGUGACAAUUUUGACACCUUCUUGUUUGCGACAGUCUCUGAUCGAAAACCAAAUGAUCUGCAGAAAGGACAGGUCCAGAUUACUUUUACUGAAGAAAGCAGAUUAAAGUUGGCCAGAAUUCAGAAAGAUCAGGUGUUCUUGAUGGUAGAGACCACUGCAUACUUUGAGGCCUAUCGGUAUGUCCUGGAGGGCCUGCAGGAGCAGGAAGAGGACGACCUGCCCUUUCAAAGGUACAUUGUGGAGUGCAAUGCAGAUAUCCAACCUCCAGCUUACCUGCAAAGACAAGACAUGUAUGACCUGUCACACAUUGCUGACCCUGCCCAUAAGGACAGCCUCAAACCUUUUCACAGCCUGGAUGAACAGGCUUGGCCAAAAAUGGAAAAGCUGGGGCUGGAUGAGUCUCAGAUGAGAGCCUUGAAGCUGGCCCUCACCAAAGAGCUGGCCAUUAUACAGGGACCUCCUGGCACUGGAAAAACCUAUGUUGGCCUUAAAAUUGCUCAGGCUCUGCUGACUAAUGAAGAGCUUUGGACAAAUCCAGCUAAUAAGUCUCCCAUUCUGGUAGUGUGUUACACUAACCAUGCCCUGGAUCAAUUCCUUGAGGGCAUCCAUAGAUUUCUCCCACGGGGCAUAGUGAGAGUAGGCGGCCGCAGCAACAGUGAGAUCCUGAAGCAGUUCAAUCUAAAGGAGCUGACUCACUCAGAGGAUUUCAGAGAGACUCUGCCAUAUCACCUGCGAGACGCCUAUAACAAUAUCUACCGGCAGCUCUGUGAUGAGCAAAGGAAACUCGAGCAUCAGAGUGUGAAGCUGGAGUGCUCUCUGAAAGGUCCCCUUCGUCAAAAUUAUCUACAGAAGUACAUUUCAGAGACACACUGGGACAGUCUGCAUCAACCACCUGGGGAAGAUGGAUUUGAGGUUUGCCAGGAGAGGAAGAAAUCCAGUCUGAUGAUAGACUGGUUGGGUCUAGGUUCCACUGUUUUCCUACAGAGGGAGACAGAGUACAGACCUAGAAAUGAAGAAGAGGCAGCAGAGGAACCCAUGGAGGAAGACCUCAUCGAAAUUGCAGAGGAGGCCGAUCUGAUCCAGGCAGAGCGGAUUAUUGAAGACUACACUGAACCCAGAGGUGGACGAGAUGGCAGAUGGAAAGCGGACGAUGGAGUGGAGGCUGUUAAAGCUGUGGAAAAAAUGAUGCUGGCAAUGAAUCUGGACGAAGUGGAAAUACAGGCUGAGGAAGGAUGGGAGAUACAGCGGAAUCAGAAGAAAAAGAUAAUGAACAAAAUCAGGAAAGAGCUGGCAAAGAGUUCAACUAUGACAGAGCAAGAAGAAAGGCUCAUAUUUGAUAUUUGGACCCUUAGUCAGCCUGACAGAUGGAGACUCUAUCGAUUGUGGGUGGCUCGCUACAGAUUAGACCUUCGCACUAAAGCUAUGAAGUCUGAACAGGAUUACCAGAUAACGGCCGACCGAUUAGCUGAAGUAAAACGUCACCAGAACCUCUGUCUUCUUAAGGAAGCAACGGUCAUUGGCAUGACAACAACAGGAGCAGCCAAGUAUCGCCAGAUUCUGCAGGAGGUGCGUCCCACCCUGGUCAUUGUAGAAGAGGCUGCAGAGGUUCUGGAGGCCCACACCAUCACAACACUGAGCAAGGCAUGCCAGCACCUCAUCCUCAUUGGAGACCACCAGCAGUUACGCCCCAGUGCUACUGUGUAUGAACUUGCAAAGAACUUCCACCUGGAGAUGUCAAUGUUUGAGAGACUGGUGAAGAUGGGACUUCCCUUUGUGAGACUCAACUACCAGCAUCGUAUGAGGCCAGACAUAGCCAGUCUUCUGACCCCACACAUCUACUCAAAUCUGGAAAACCAUCCCUCUGUGUUGGAUUAUGACAACAUCAAAGGUCUUAAUACCAACUUGUUCUUUUUGGAGCACAGCCACCCAGAAGAAGAGAUCCAAGAUGGAAGAAGCCAUCAGAACAAGCAUGAGGCCACAUUUGUUGUCGAGUUAUGUCGUUACCUGCUUUUGCAGGAGUACAAACCAGAGCAAAUUACCAUCCUCACAACCUACACUGGUCAGCUCCACUGUCUGCGCAAACUUAUGCCUGCCAGUCAGUUCUCAGGGGUCAAAGUGCAAGUAGUGGACAAGUACCAAGGAGAAGAGAAUGAUAUUGUCUUGUUGUCUCUGGUUCGCAGCAACUUGGAGGGAAGGGUUGGCUUUUUAAACGUCCCCAACCGUGUCUGUGUUGCGUUGUCACGUGCAAAGAAAGGCUUAUAUUGUGUAGGGAACAAGGAAAUGCUUAGCCAGGUCAAACUGUGGAGCAACAUUUUCCACAUUUUAAGUGAGAAGCAGCAGGUUGGGAAAGCUCUGACCUUAUGCUGUCAGAAUCAUCCAUCUCGUCAAGUGAAUGCUUCAUGCGCUAAGGAUUUCAAACAAGCACCCGAGGGAGGCUGCACCCAACCUUGUGAAUUUCGUUUAGAUUGUGGCCAUGUCUGCUCAAGUGUGUGCCACCCUUAUGACGUUGAACACAAGAAAUACAAGUGUGGAAAGAAGUGUCAGAAGAUCCUGUGUGAAAUGGGACACCGUUGUACUCUUGUGUGCCAUUUCACUUGUCCAAAGAAAUGUCCAGUGAUGGUUGAAAAGACGAUUCCCCAGUGUCAACACAAACAGAUGGUUCCUUGCCACCAAGAUCCUGAGACAUUUGCAUGCCGUGAACCUUGCCAGAAAACACUCCAGUGUGGACAUCCAUGCGAUUCACUCUGUGGCAGUCCUUGCACCAUUGAGUGCAAAGUAAAGGUCACCUUAGACCUGAAGUGCGGCCACAGUCAGGAUGAUUGCUGCUUUUACAAAACACUGAUGAUGGAGCCUAAAUGUAGGACCCCGUGUAAGCUUCAGUUAAAAUGUGGCCAUACCUGCAAAGGUAAUUGUGCCAAGUGUUACCAGGGACGUUUUCAUUCCGCCUGUUCUCACCGGUGUGAGCGCCUUCUUAUCUGCUCUCAUAAGUGCAGACAGCCUUGCACUCGUGAUUGCCCCCCCUGUCAGCAACCAUGUGAGAACCGCUGCGUCCACAGCAAGUGUGGCAAGCCAUGUGGACAGCCCUGUGCUCCGUGCAUUGAGCCCUGUACUUGGCAGUGUCCUCACCAAAGCUGCAGUAAGCUUUGCCAUGAGCCAUGUGAUCGUCCGCCAUGCACCGAACCUUGUGCCAAGCUCCUGGAAUGUGGCCACCCAUGCAUAGGUCUGUGUGGAGACAAAUGCCCAAGCAAAUGUCGCAUCUGUAAUCGUGAAGAGGUCACAGAGAUUUUCUUUGGAACCGAGGACGACCCUGAGGCUUACUUCAUAGAGCUAAAAGACUGUGGACACAUCAUUGAAUCCACAGCCAUGGAUAGAUACAUGGGAAUGGAUGAAAACCAGCAGGCACAUGAAGGAGUGGAAGUGGCAAUAAAACUUAAGGAAUGUCCGAAGUGUCGAACUCCAAUCCGCAAGAAUCUGCGUUAUGGAUCUCACAUCAACCGCUGUCUAGCUGAGAUAGAAAUGGUGAAGGAGAAAAUAAACGGGCCUCAAGCAAAUACUGAAAUGUACAAAAAGGCCCUUCAGAAACAGUGGAAGGAAAACACUCACAUGGAUGAAAUGCCACAGGAAUAUUGGGACAUUAAAAAGGAACUGAAAGACUCCUGUCUGACAGCAAAUGAUCUGUCGGUUCUUGAAAACAAGAUGGACUUUUUAACUAGACUGGCAAAACUACUCGUGGUUAAAAGGAAAAACAUGUCACACUCACAAGGCUUUAAGUUUAUGGACAGCAUUCAGGAGUUUGUGUACUGGCUGAGAAACAAGCACCAAAAAUAUACAGAGCAGCAGGUCUUUGAUUUGCAGAGGGAACUGCGAAAACUCACCAUCCUCGCUGAAUUUAAUGCCCACUGCCAUAAAGCAAGCCAAACAGGACAAAGUGGCAGCAUUCAAUCUGAGGUACAAAGAGUAAAAGAGGUUUUAGAAAAGUGUGGGCAGUUCACCGAGCAAGAUGAAGACAGAGUGAAAGAAAGCAUGCAAGAGCUGAAGAAGAUCCCACUCACAGGUUUGGGGAUCAGUGAGGAAGAGAGGAAGAUGAUUGUCUCAGCAAUGAAUAUGAGACCUGGACACUGGCACAAAUGUCCCAAUGGCCAUAUUUAUGUUAUCGGAGACUGUGGAGGGGCAAUGGAGAGCCGACGCUGCCCCGAUUGCACAGCUACUAUUGGUGGGGGCAAUCAUACAUUGGAAAGUGGCAACCAAGUUGCUUCAGAGAUGGAUGGGGCUCAGCACCCUGCUUGGUCUGAGGCCAACAACAUUCUAAAUUUUGACCAGUUUUAGAUCUAAAAGUUGUUGUGGAUCUACAUUUACUGGUCUGUAAGAGUAGAUUAAAAAAUGUGCAUGAGACGGUUUAAUCAUUUCAGACCAGAAGAGUGAGCUAUAGUAAGAUACUGUCUAUAAAGUUUGCGUUUAUGAUGUACUUGGAUAAAUAACCUGGCUAAUUCUUCUAAAUCUAAGUCAUGGCUGUAUGAUCUGAUUUUGCAGCAGUGAAAUCCUUCAAGAUAUGAAUGGAAGAGCACAGAUCACAAAACUAGUAUUUAAGAUGAGUUUACUGUGAUAAUUUUUGUUUUGUAAUUUUACAUGAUUUUUUUAAUCCUACCAGAGAUGGUGGGUCAUUUUAUUUUACUGUGUUACAAAAGGCAUGUACCAGAGACCUGAUGUGAUGAAAAUGGAGAUGGAUGGAUGGAUGGUCUCUCGCUUUAGAUGUUGUUACACCCUGCAACAAUAGGUGGCAGUAAAGUACUGUAAAAUAACUUACAGAUGCACGAUUUCAAAUGUAUUAUGUUCUUAUCUGGUUCAAAUAGAUUAAAGAAAAAAGUAUCAAAA